Messenger RNA from Brienomyrus brachyistius, 716 nucleotides. Its product is annotated as histone H2A-like. NCBI's taxonomy places the organism in Eukaryota, Metazoa, Chordata, Actinopteri, Osteoglossiformes, Mormyridae. The transcript has a single exon. Gene Ontology annotation, cellular component: nucleosome. The record is from RefSeq and is a predicted model, not a curated record. Gene Ontology annotation, molecular function: structural constituent of chromatin; DNA binding; protein heterodimerization activity. The coding region runs from base 190 to 576 and encodes 128 amino acids.
AUCGUUAUCACUUGCUAAACUAGCACUUUUAUGACCUAUUACUCGUCAACGUUGGGUCGGACUUGUUCUCUGCUUUCAUUGGAUAGCGGCUCCUCUCUGCACAAGCCAAUGAACGCGCUCCAUGCUCCUACAAGAAGGUAGCCCAGGCGUUUGUAGCUCACUCUCGAUUUUUCGUAGUAGAACGGUACAAUGAGCGGAAGAGGCAAAACCGGUGGAAAGGCUAGAGCCAAGGCAAAGACCCGUUCUUCUAGGGCUGGUCUUCAGUUUCCCGUUGGCCGUGUGCAUAGGCUGCUACGCAAGGGCAACUAUGCUGAGCGUGUUGGUGCUGGCGCUCCGGUGUACUUGGCUGCUGUGCUCGAGUAUCUGACGGCUGAAAUUUUGGAGCUGGCUGGGAACGCUGCCCGGGACAACAAGAAGACUCGCAUUAUCCCGCGACACCUGCAGCUGGCUGUGCGCAACGAUGAAGAGUUGAACAAGCUGCUGGGUGGUGUUACUAUCGCCCAAGGUGGUGUUCUGCCUAACAUCCAAGCUGUGCUUCUGCCCAAGAAAACCGAGAAGCCAGUUAAGGGCAAAUAAGUGUGUGACCCACGUUGAAAUCUUCCCAAAGGCUCUUUUAAGAGCCACCUAUAUUAUCAUAAAAGGCAUUGUACUCUAAACCGAUAUUAGCGACCGUCCUUCUUAGCGAGUAACUUUGAUUUGCUUUACUAAUGAGAAGU